UCAUUCGUCAGCUCCACAGGCGCUAUGCCAAGAGCAGAUCAGGGGGAUGAAAUGAAAGUACAAGGACUUCAACACUCGGAAGUGAGACUUGAUGCGAGACGCUACAAGUCACCCCAAUUUACUGUGGACCUUUUGCACCUCCUUCGGGACGAACUACACGUGCCAUCUUGGCAUUCGCCUCUUCUUGAUUCUUCUGGCGUGAAGAUUACCAAAGCUGCUGGAUCCUUCACGAAUGCCGUGUUCUUUGUGUCAUACUCCACCUCGGGUGCUGUGGGUCCUCGCACCAUCCUGCUUCGCAUCUACGGUCCAUCCUCUGCUGCGCUUAUUUCCCGGCCCCAUGAGCUGCGGACGUUGCACGUGCUCUCAUCGGUAUACAAGAUCGGACCACGCGUCUUCGGUACCUUUGUGAACGGGCGCGUCGAGGAAUAUCUCGAGUCGUCCGCACUGACUGCGAAUGACUUGAGGGACCCACAAACUAGUAGAUGGAUUGCCCGUCGUAUGAAGGAACUCCACUGGGUGGAUAUCCCCGUCGUGUGGGGCGAGCGCCGGGGUUGCCAAGACAUUCUAUCGGUUAAGAAUUUCAGGGAUUGGUUAGCGCCAGCUGCCGAAGCUCUCGAUCUUGUUAUUGAGAAUUUCACGAUCGCCAGAUUCGACUCUUCACACCCUUGGUGGAAUCUCAAGAAUGACAUUGAUCUGCCGCGACUCGUUCAUGAGUGGACGGCUUACAUGGCGUGGAUGAAGGAGUGGGAGAAAACGCACAAGCGCAGUCCACGAGUCUUUGCUCAUAACGAUGCUCAGUGCGGGAACUUGCUUCGACUUGCUCGUCCCCGUAAGGGGCAACCAGAUCAUCAUAACAUCAUCGUGGUCGAUUUUGAAUAUGCUGGCCCCAAUCUUGCUGCGUGCGACAUUGCUAAUCACUUCCUUGAAUGGACAGCGAAUUACCACAGUGAUACUCCCCAUGUCGUAAAUCCCGAAUUAUACCCGUCCGAAGCUGAGCGUCGUAACUUCUAUCGCGCGUACCUAUCCCCCGUACAAUAUUCGACUGGGAAGAACGGCGUUUCUUCUUCAUCCCUCAUUACAUCUCCCGCCCCCAUGACUUCACCCGAGACAUCUGUGACUGCUAUAGAAGGGGAAGUGAAAGAACAGGAUAUUAUUGAGCUUGAAGAGCAAGUACGAGUCUGGGUGCCUGCUAUCCUCGCACAAUGGGCAGUUUGGGGACUCGUUCAGGCAAGGGACGACGUUCUUGCUGGGGGUGUUGGGGAAUUCGACUACCUUAACUAUUCUCGCGGGAGAGCCUUGGCGUUCAGAGAAUCCCUCAAGGAGCUCGGUGUUGUUGUUGGGUGAUUCACGUUGUGGGAUGCGUUAUCUUCCUUUGCGUUGGACUUGAAAGGAUCCACUGGUUGCUAUCUGGUUUAAGGUGUAAUUUCCUCUCUUUGUUUCCUCUUUGUGGAGCGCAAUUUUUCACCUCUUCUUUGUCCAUUACAUUUAAUUGCUUUCCCACUUUCAUGUCUUACGACUAGAUCAUUUUGGCUGAUCUUGAUUUGAAAUACUGAUGUUAUAGGAGGUGGCCUCGGAGAAUGACAAUUGGUUUUACAUGUAGU
Cantharellus anzutake is the source of this 1601-nucleotide messenger RNA. Its product is annotated as kinase-like domain-containing protein. The record is from RefSeq and is a predicted model, not a curated record. Gene Ontology annotation, cellular component: cytoplasm. Gene Ontology annotation, biological process: phosphatidylethanolamine biosynthetic process; phosphatidylcholine biosynthetic process. NCBI's taxonomy places the organism in Eukaryota, Fungi, Basidiomycota, Agaricomycetes, Cantharellales, Hydnaceae. The transcript has 2 exons. Gene Ontology annotation, molecular function: choline kinase activity; ethanolamine kinase activity. The coding region runs from base 25 to 1344 and encodes 439 amino acids.